AUGUCCAACAGUAAUGAUACCUCUCAGCUCCCAGGCCGUCCCCAGAUGCCGACGCUCAAAAGCAAAGGCUUCCAACUUCACGGACAAGACUUCACUGUUGGCGGCAUCGCUCGGGUUGGCGGUGCUCGUCUCCAGGAGCUGUUGAACCCUUCGGCUCUCCGGCUCAAGCGGGAGCAGAAGCAUGCCGCAGAAGAAGCCCAUCGCCUGUUCAGCAAGGCCUUCUUUGCCGCCCAGUUGAAGCACUAUGACAUCCCGUUCCGCUCGUCACAUAAACGUGAUGAACUGCUAUCCUUGCUCAAGAAUGCAGUCAGUCAGGGCAAAUGCAACCACGUACCUCAAUCAGUAUUGGAUAUAGCAGCUGCAAUGAAAACCGACUACGCACCACUGUAUCAGAAAUGGCAGGCCGAGUGUGCCGCUUGGGAUGCAGCCAAGAAGCAAAGGGACGACGAGGCCUUUGCAAAGUGCAAGACGCCUGGCGAAAGGGCGAACUGUGACCUUGACCGCUUUAUGGACAUGUACUUCCUAACGGAUGGCAAGCCCGACAAAUCCAAGACCCCGAAGCCGCUCGUCCUGAGCGGCUUCCAGGACAGAUGGAGCUUGCACAGCAGGGCCGAACGAGUCCCUGGCCUCGAAACCUGCAGUGGCGGUCCGCCGUCCAACCGCGAGCUCUGCAUAGGCUGGGACCGUUCCGAGGUGUUUGCGCUGGCAAGCCGCGUAUCAGAGCGCGCCUACGAAGCCGAGAAAGCCAAGCAAAAGGCGGAAUGGGAGCAGCAGAUGGCGCGCCACAGGAGAUACAUUGCUCGAGGACUUGGGACGGGCAGCGGAGGUAGCAGACAGCCUGACACAUUUGAUAUGGCGCGUUGCCUGGGUUCCUACAUAAUUCAAUGCGACGAGAUUGCGGAUCAGUGGCCCGAUGUUGUCCGCGGGCACACUCUCACAAUGGACAUCUCCAAAGGCAGGGGAAACACGCUGCUUGCGGCGUACGACUUUGGCAUCAUCGAGGGAACAAUGAUUCUUAGCUUGUCAGAGGAUACCCUCAAGGCCAUAGUGGGCGGAAACACCUCGGAGUCUGAGGCUUCUCGAAGUGAUGACUUUUACUCUUCGGAAGACGAUGGAGAUGGCGACGAGGAAGGCAUCCAUACGCAACAGCCUGAUGGAGGAAUCAAGCGCAAAGCCGGUCAAUCCUCCUCACUGGCGCGAGCUACAGCAUCGGCCGCCGCCGUCCGCCAUCCCGUGACUGCAAAGAGACGCAAGACUGGCGCCGUGCCAUCUCUCACCCGGCGCGUAUACCUCCGGCUUCGUGGCCGCGAAACCGGCGAAGGCGAAAUCAUUCCGGAUCCUGAUUCGGGCCACAUUGACUUUCUGAGCAAUAGCUGCGCGACGUUUGCGGGCCUGGUGUACCAUCUCACGUUUGUGGCCAAGAACGUCGAGUUCCGUGGCUACAAGGUGUCGGAUACGCCGCGGGUGAAGCCUGAGGCCUGGGAAGACUUUUCAUACGAGGCGUAUGAGCACGCGAGGGUAGGACGUUGGUAUUGA
Messenger RNA from Trichoderma reesei QM6a, 1536 nucleotides. RefSeq lists its product as uncharacterized. NCBI's taxonomy places the organism in Eukaryota, Fungi, Ascomycota, Sordariomycetes, Hypocreales, Hypocreaceae. The record is from RefSeq and is a predicted model, not a curated record. Bases 1 to 1536 code for a protein of 511 amino acids. The transcript has 2 exons.